Messenger RNA from Strongylus vulgaris, 249 nucleotides. Lineage: Eukaryota; Metazoa; Nematoda; Chromadorea; Rhabditida; Strongylidae. The record is from the annotation of a GenBank genome assembly.
AUGUCGCAAGUUCUGACUGACACUUAUGGGAACUACCAUAGCGAAAUGGAAAGGACAUUUGCGUCUAUUCGAAAACAGGCAUCGCAGCUGCAAGAAGAUUUCCCAAGUUUAAUGAACGAUAUUAAACCUAAGACUAAAGACAUUGUUAAAGCUGUUGGGGCUACUAGUCAAGUAACAGGACCACAACGAGUUGUAGUCGAGGUUUUUGCAUGGUCGACAGUGCUGGUUUUCGCGUCGACACUUGGCUCC